Molecule: messenger RNA, 942 nt
Organism: Glarea lozoyensis ATCC 20868
Lineage: Eukaryota; Fungi; Ascomycota; Leotiomycetes; Helotiales; Helotiaceae
Product: alpha/beta-Hydrolase
Exons: 3
Coding region: 1-942 (313 amino acids)
Molecular function (GO): feruloyl esterase activity
Source: RefSeq, a predicted model, not a curated record
AUGGCAAUCAACUUAAUAUCAAAACUCCUACUUUUUGCUUCACUCACGUUAGCAACCGCGACUCAGAGUCCAGGAUGUGGAAAACCGCUUCCCAAAGCACAACAACCAGCAGGAGGAGCUUCACACAAAGUCCAAUUCAAGCAAACGAAUGGUACUCCACGCACUUAUCUCAUUCAUAUUCCGAAGGGUUACUCUUCGGAUAAGCCCGCCCCUCUGAUAUUCUCAUUUCAUGGUCGUGGGAAAACUGCUUCGAGUCAGGAGGAAUUGAGCCAGUUCUCGAAUGAAAAAUGGAAUCCGGAUGGGAUUGCUGUGUAUCCGCAGGGAAUAGAGAAUGCGUGGCAGGGCGCCCCAUAUUCAAAAGGAGUCGACGACAUCGAAUUCGUCACAGACAUGAUCGACCACAUAACAGAUCGCUACUGCGUCAACCCCAAACGCAUCUACGCAGCCGGCAAAUCCAACGGCGGCGGCUUCACCGGCACCCUCGCCUGCUCCGCUCUCUCCUCCAAAAUCGCCGCCUUCGCCCCCGUCUCCGCCGCCUUCUACAUCCCGCUCCCGAAAGACACCAGCGUUUGCGAGCCGGAAUUCAUCGACAUCCCGUGCAAACCCAGCCGCUCUGUCCCGAUCCUCGAGUUCCACGGGAGUCAAGACGAUACGAUCGCGUACGCGGGCGGUGCCAGGAGUGGUGAGUGUCUGCCGAGCGUAGCGCGCUGGGUGAAGGCGUGGAGUGUGAGAGAUGGGUUGGGGACGUGUGCGAAUGAGACGGUUUUGUAUGGGGGGAAGGUGAGGAAAUGGGAGUAUGGUGGGGGAAAGGUGACGGGGUACUUGACGGAGGGUUUGGGGCAUGCGUGGCCGAGUUUGGAGGCUAAUGGGGAUAAUCCGAAUGGGACUUACUUCGAUGCUACGCCGGUUAUUAUGGAGUGGUUUGGGAGAUGGAGUUUGUAG